AUGGACGGCGAGAAGGUAACAAACGAAUUUGACUAUGUUUUCUGCGAGAAUGGAGUGGUGCAAUACCGGCAAGGGCAACUCAAGAGUAGCGAGAGCAUUUUAAGUUACAUCGGUGAAUCGACGCUGCAGAGAGUAAUUAAUUUCGCGCUUGGAUAUAUGUCCAAAUUAGAGCUGCCUGCUAAGAGAGGGAACUUUGUGGAGUUCCGUUCAAGUAUGAUCAACAUCUGCCCCGUGGGUCGCUCCUGCAGCCAAGCUGAAAGAGAUGAGUUUUCAGUGUUUGAUACGCAGCACAAAGUUCGCGCUAAGUUUGUUGACGCUCUACAGAAAGAAUUCAAAGAUUCCAAACUAUGCUUUGCCUUGGGUGGACAAAUAAGUGUUGAUGUGUUCCCGAAAGGUUGGGACAAGACAUUUUGCUUAAAACACAUUGAGGGAGAAAAUUUCACUGAAAUACAUUUCUUUGGAGACAAAACAUCUUUAGGCGGAAAUGAUUAUGAGAUCUAUAAUGAUGAAAGAACAAAAGGUCACACUGUUACUUCACCUGAAAAUACCAAAGAGCAAUUAAAAAAGUUCCUCAACAUUGAA
Messenger RNA from Iphiclides podalirius (scarce swallowtail), 582 nucleotides. Lineage: Eukaryota; Metazoa; Arthropoda; Insecta; Lepidoptera; Papilionidae. The record is from the annotation of a GenBank genome assembly.